AUGAAACUUAUAGUAUGUAACGAACUUCAAAGUAUAGAUACAACAAAAGUUUUAAACUCAGAUGCUUUGAAGAGUCUUAUAACAGACAAAGUUGGAGUUGUUGAAAGAAAAUAUAAAGACCAAAGAGUUUGUGAAAAUGUUGCAAACUUCAUUAUGGUUUCAAACAAUGUUGUUCCGAUGAAGUUAGAAAGUUCUGACAGAAGAUAUGUAGUUGUCAGAACGUCAGAUUCUCAUAUGCAAGAUACAGAAUAUUUUGACGACUUAGCAGAAACUUUGACAUCUGACUUUUACAACCACUUGUUCUCAUAUUUUAUGACAUUAGAUAUUUCUAAGUUCAAUCCAAGACAAAUUCCACAUACCGAAGAGAGACAAACAUUGUUAGAAGCAAACAAGAGUGUAUAUGAACUGUUCUUAGAUGAAACUGACUUUGAGUGUUUAGAUGAAAGGUCAUUGUACGAUUCGUAUAAACAAUAUUGUCAAGAAUAUGGUUAUAUGGCAGCUUCUAAACGAACAUUCUUGGCAAAUGUCAAAAGUCUUUUAGACGUACAGAAUGGUGUAUAUACAAAGAAAAUUUUUUAUGAGUAA
This is a messenger RNA of Trichomonas vaginalis G3, 585 nucleotides long. RefSeq lists its product as uncharacterized. The record is from RefSeq and is a predicted model, not a curated record. The transcript has a single exon. The coding region runs from base 1 to 585 and encodes 194 amino acids. Lineage: Eukaryota; Parabasalia; Trichomonadida; Trichomonadidae.